UUUAAUACUUCCGCAUUGCAAAAUGAACACAAGCAGUUAACAUGUCGUCCUUAAUAAAAUUAGUUUUAAACGCAUGGAAUCGAAAUAUAUAGAGAUCUGGAGACAUAGUGUUGUUAAAGGUUUAUCCAAACAAAUAAAUUAUUGUGAAGGAAAAUGUCAGAUUACAAGGACAUCAUUCGCAUGCCGGAAACCCUCAACUGGUUUAAGGCAGCCAUGGGUAUGAAUAUCACACGUCACUGCCUGCUCGACAUUGUAAAACAGGCUUCUCAGGAAUUGUAUCACACCAUUCGCAAAGAGAUCAGUAGAAAACACGGUAUCAUGAAGAACGUUGUCUGCAGUCAGUGUCACACUCCAAACGUGCUGCCUUGUGAUACCGAUAAUAAAUGCUGUCAUUAUAAACAUGGAAGAUGCGCAUUUCAUGACAUUCAUAAGCCUCGACAUUGCAGCACUUAUUUAUGCAAUGAAAUGUGUAAGGAAAUUGUAUACCAUCACCGAUUUCGCAACCAUUCAAAACCAAAAAGUUUUCAAGGCCCUACCUGGGUAAAUACAGAUGCGUGUAAAUGGUGCGCCGACCCCUGGAAGAUUGCAAAAUGCUACUCUCAAAAGACGGAUACAAGGAUGUUAAUAAAGUAGAAGAUGCCGACUUCAAUGGCAUAGUUAAUGUACUAAUAAACUGUGAAUUAUUUAAAAUGUUUUUCAAGGAUGACCUGACACAAAAGGAGAAUGUCUGCACCAAGGCUAGAGAUGUGGGGCGUGACGUACGACAUGCUCCCUCAAUGUCCAUGACAAGCCAGGACAGUGACAGAGCCAUCGACACUCUAAUUGCGUUGUUGCAGAGCCUGAAACAUGUCAACCACCAGGUUGCGGCGAAUACUGCAGUUGACAAGUUAACACAGCUGAAGAACGGAACGCUAGCAAUUACUACUGAAGAUGUUGAUACAACCUUUGAGCUCUUGAAGGAAAAUUUGAUUGCAAAAAUAAAAGAAGCUCUUGAAAAAGAAAAGGAUACACUUGUUAAAGAAAUGGUCGAUGCCUUUAAUAAAAGGCUCAGUAAAGUUAUUGAAACAAUACAAAGGAAAGAAAACGACCUACUUAAAACGGUUAAACGGAAAAGAGAUAAUGUACUUGAUACGAUAGACGAGAAAAGAGAUGAUGUGAUUGAAACGGUUAAACGGAAAAAAAGAUGAUGUAAUUGAGACAAUAGACGGAAAAAGAGAUGAUGUAAUUGAAACGAUAGACUGGAAAAGAGAUGAUGUACUUGAAACUAUAGACGGAAAAAGAGAUGAUGUACUUGAAACUAAAGACGGGAAAAGAGAUGACGUAAUAGAAACGAUAGACGGGAAAAGAGAUGAUGUACUUAAAACUAUAGACGGAAAAAUAGAUGAUGUUCUUGAAACUGUAGACGGAAAAAGACAUGAUGCAAUUAAAACGAUAGACGGGAAAAGAGAUGAUGUACUUGAAACUAUUGACGGGAAAAGAGAUGAUGUAAUUGAAACGAUCGACGGGAAAAGAGAUGAUGUACUUGAAACGAUAGGCAGGAAAAGAGAUGAUGUUCUUGAAACAAUACGAAGGCAAAAAGAUGAAGUGCUGAAUAAUAAAGACAAUUCAACAAAGAACAGUUCAUUAACAGAAAUCCAGACGUGGUUAAUCGAACAUUACCGAGAAAGGUGUGUUGUGCCGGUGUCGAUGCUGGAUCCUGAUAUAGAUGUACCUUUAGAACGGCUCUAUGUUCCCCCCUCCAUCCAGGAACUUAAAAGAGGCCAGAAAGACAGACAUGGCCGGAGUGAGAUAGACACGACUUCAAGGGUGAAAACAGAUGUCAGUUUCUACAGAGAGCUGCUGCAUUAUCAUGGGAAUCCGGUUAAUAAAAUUUAUAUCGAAGGCGAUCCGGGUUGCGGGAAAACGACGUUUUUAUCAAAGCUAGUUCUAGAUUGGUGUACAGCCCAUUCUGAAAAUGGUGCAAGCACUUUGGAAAAGCUCACCAGUAAAGCCACUACCAGAAGUAUGAAGUCAAACCCAACAUAUUUCAGCGAUCUUGACACUUUGAGAGACUACACAUUUCUGUUCUUUGUGUCAUUACGUGAUUACAGCGGAUCCAUGUGUAACGUCAGUCAGAUGGUCGAGGAUGCCAUAAAACGCAACAAACUACCUUGGGAUGAUAGUGUCUGGAAACAUAAAUGUAUUAUUCUGACAGACGCUGCAGACGAAUGGCACCACCCCGAUAUACCCUUUCCUCCGCCAUGUGAAUCUACGUGCAAGUGCCGUAAAGACCGAAGUAUGCCGCUGUAUUUACAGCGAACAAACAUUACCAACAUUAUAACCGCAAGACCAUGGAAACUUGCAAAUCUAAGCAUGAGCGAUACUUUGACGCGUAUGUUCGAAAUUUCCGGCGUUAUAAACUACAAAACCUUGGCGGAGAAUGUCAUAACUGUCUUAGCUGAGAAGGACGGUAUUUCUAAAAAUGAUCAAAAAUGCAAUUGUAUUGAUUUUUUUGACAAAAUAAAGACAGAAAGAUUGCAGAAUCUCAUCACAGUUCCAGCCGUUUGUGUGCAGUUAGUUCAUCAGUUUUACGUUUGGCGUUUAAUCGAAGGUUCACUGUGUGCUAUAUACAUUAAUAUGCUAGAUAUGCACAUAGCCAAGGGAUUGCAAAAACUGCAAAUUGAAGAAUUUGACACUGAAGAAAUUUGUGUUACAGAUAUAACCCCAAUAAUUGGUACAGAAACAACCGAGUAUCUGCGGGCUCAUUGGACGCUGGUUCGAUCUGCAAAGUGCGCUUGCGUUUAAAACACUAACAAACUCUUGUAAAGAAUCGUCGCUUAUCUUUGCAGAAAACACAAUCACAAACCACAUGUCGAAAACAAAACUUGAUUACUUACUUCAGACAGGGAUUUUAACAAAGAAAAAAUCUUUGGCGCUAAGCUCGCAAAAGAAUAUUCCAUACAUGUUCGUACACAAAACAAUUCAUGAGUUUCUAGCAUCGUUGUUUAUUGCAAUGAAUCAGACGGACAUUGAAGACAUCCUGAACGCCAUACAGUCUGUGUAUUGUGAUAGUAAGUCACUUCUGGACAUCGGUCAGUUAUUUAUCUUCACGUGUGGAAUGUGUGCUCAAGCAGCUAACAGAAUGUCAAUGCACAUCAUGGAUGUCAUAACAUGCGACAUAGAAAGAAUGUUACAUUCAAGUUCAGACCCGGAGGCAGUACUUGUUCGAUCAAUUAAUGCAGCACAAAACAUUAUAUUGGAUGGCUUUAUUGAAGGGGCAGCGAAUGAGCAGUCAUGCUUACAACUGACAAUCAGACAUAUAGUCUUUGACAUUUUUUAUCAGAAGAAUGAGAAGUACAAAGAUGCUUUAAAUACGUUAAUAGAUAUGAACAUAUCAAACAUUAUUAGCAUAUAUGCACAAUUCCUUCAGUACCUCAUCAGUAUUCAUAUCGCAUACAGGAUAUUAUUUCACAAUCAAGAGAAACAUUGUCGUAUCUGCGGCUUUCAAACAUGGGUCAAGUACACCUACAGGGUCUAAAACUCAAGUACUUAUCAUGUAACUUUUUUUCUGGAUAUACCGAUAUAAGUAAUUUAGACUGCAUCUUUAUGCGUGCGUGUAAGAUAUCGUAUCUAACAACAUUAGCAGAGGAGCGCAUCUUACAAGCGAUGUCUGUCACUGGUAAAAACAUUAGACGUCUAGAGGUGGGUAGUGUUAAAUCAAGUGACCUUCUCUGUUCAACUCUUCCACACCUGACCAGUCUACACAAGCUUAUAUUCGAACAAACACCACUUGCGGUUAAACAUCUGUACCACCUUUCUGAAUCGAUCCGAAAUGUCGUUGAUAUAUUCGUUAGUUUUUCCGCUCAAGAUGUAAAGUCGAUGGUGGAAUGGUCAAAGUCACGGGACGCAUGUGUGUAUUGCAAAUUGUUCAAGUGUAGCAUAUCUGCCAAUGAGACGGAUAUUUGUAACUGGAUGCUGCAGCAGGAUGGUAUUUGUAUUACGCAAUGUGAAUUCGAAGCGAAAGGCGAAUUUCAGCCUUACGAUGAAAUCUCUAUUUCAUGGAGCAAUAUUUUAUCAAAGUGACAAUAAUCAACCAGUUGUCACAGAUUCAAGACGAAAAGAACAAUCAGAGAGCGACAUCAUAACACUAAGGAAAGAGACAAAAUGAAAAUUAAAAUUCGAUUCAUAAUUCGAAAUUGAUAAAAAAAAAUACAAAGAGCUAUAAAAGCGAAAAAAAUAAAUACAAUCAUUUGG
Molecule: messenger RNA, 4233 nt
Organism: Dreissena polymorpha
Lineage: Eukaryota; Metazoa; Mollusca; Bivalvia; Myida; Dreissenidae
Exons: 5
Coding region: 1687-2784 (365 amino acids)
Source: RefSeq, a predicted model, not a curated record